AUGGCUAUUGCAACGCUUGAUUUCGCUAAGUUCCACGGCGGCUCUGACGCAGAACGUCGUGAAUUCGCCUCUGCUCUAACGGACGGAUUCAGGCGUCUCGGUUUUGUCAAGCUGAUCAACCAUGGCUUCUCUAAGGAUGAAAUUUCUGAUUUGUUCCAAUUGGCUAGCAUCCAGAAUGAUGAAGGUCCCAAGCCACAACGAGGAUGGAGUCACGUUGGAGCCGAAAAGACGGGCCUACUGAACCCAGGCGGCAAGACUAAUCUCGCUAAAACCGAUCAACACGACCUCCAAGAUGCCAAGGAGCACUUCGAUACGGGCCCAGUUGAAGACAUGCAGUAUCAGAACAAAUGGCCCUCUCCGGAUCGCCUGCCUGGGUUUCGACCAUGGCUGGAGUCAUACUUUUACCGUAGCCAGGCCAUCACACUGGAGCUGAUGGCAGCGCUGGAGCUGGGUCUGGGGAUUCCUCAGGGUAGCUUCGUUGGCUUAUGCCAGGGUCACGCCAGCGAGCUACGCCUGAACCACUACCCAUCCAUUGCCCUCCGCACGCUCAGGGACGGUAGGACAAGCCGUAUCUGGCCGCAUACUGACUUUGGCAUCAUCACGCUGCUGGCGCAGGAUGACCGUGGCGGCCUUGAGGUGCAAAACAAGGAGGCCCCGGACGACUUUAUCCCCGUGUCGCGCGAGGAUUCGUCUGAAUUUGUGGUGAACAUCGGCGACACCCUCGAAAGGUGGACGAACGGCGUCCUCAAGGCGGGCUUGCACAGGGUCACAACUCCGCGACGCGACGCAGUUUCCAGCGGCAACGAUGAGAUGUUGCCGGCGCGGCGGUCCAUUGCCUUUUUCCUUAAGGCUCACCGGGAUAUGUCCGUUGGACCGCUACCACCCUUUGUGUCGGAUCUCUGUCCUCCCCACUAUGAGGAUAUGACGGCCUUGGCGUAUCAGCAGUUGCGGACGAAUAUCGUUUAUUAG
Penicillium hordei is the source of this 969-nucleotide messenger RNA. RefSeq names its product isopenicillin N synthase family dioxygenase. Gene Ontology annotation, molecular function: dioxygenase activity. The coding region runs from base 1 to 969 and encodes 322 amino acids. The transcript has 3 exons. The record is from RefSeq and is a predicted model, not a curated record. Lineage: Eukaryota; Fungi; Ascomycota; Eurotiomycetes; Eurotiales; Aspergillaceae.